Pomacea canaliculata is the source of this 8577-nucleotide messenger RNA. Its product is annotated as protein Wnt-5a-like. Gene Ontology annotation, cellular component: extracellular region. The record is from RefSeq and is a predicted model, not a curated record. Gene Ontology annotation, molecular function: frizzled binding; cytokine activity. NCBI's taxonomy places the organism in Eukaryota, Metazoa, Mollusca, Gastropoda, Architaenioglossa, Ampullariidae. Bases 669 to 1778 code for a protein of 369 amino acids. Gene Ontology annotation, biological process: canonical Wnt signaling pathway; neuron differentiation; multicellular organism development. The transcript is spliced from 5 exons.
GUCCCCGUCAGCGAUCGGUUCGCACGCGGUUAAAAUACUGCGCCCGGGUCUUUUCAUUCAGCGCAAAGCGGAGAAGGCCUGUGUGUGAAACCGCUUGAAAAAGUCCGUUGGAGCUCUUGGGUGAGUGGCGGUUGUCAGCGGUGGUGGUGGUGGUGUCUGAUACUCGCCAGUGCUGGAGGUUAUUGUGCGGAGACAGACUUCAUUUUUUCCGCUCUUGUUCUUUCUUUCUUUCAUUCACUUUACCCUGACCGCAGGCUUUUCUUCCUUGAUCCCUUCCACUUCUUCCCCUCCGUCGUCGUCUUCGUCGUCGUCGUCCUCGUCACUAUUUGUGUGCCGGUGUGUGCGUUCCUGACUUGGGAAAUACAAAUACAGGCGCUGGUGGGGAAAAAGGGUUGUGACCGUUGUAGAUGUUCUCGGAGUACUUGAUGAAGCUGGUGUCAUCGUUGUCGUCGUCGUCGUCCACCCAGCUGUGUCCACUGUGAAGCCAUCGUACUUUCCAUCGUCGAAGUGAGCGGCUCACCACUCCAUCUCGUUGCUGAGUGGCUGGCUGCUGCCACGAGCAGAAGUUGUUUCAAGGACUUAAAAAGAGACUUAACCCCUCCUACGUCAGGAGCCAGAAACAAUAAAGAGGCGUGGUGAGGAGUGGGCGUUGACGGGAUUAUGACAAGAUGGCGGGAGGGUCGAGGAGGUGGCGAGAGCUGUUGAUGCGACUGUCCUUGCUAUUCAUCGCCCACGUCGUCCACGUAAUCGCCUUGGAUACCUGGUGGCGUCUGGGAAUGUACAGCUUGGACGCCUUCCGCAACCCGCAGCUCUACAUCCUGGGCGCGGCCCCCAUGUGCACGCAACUCAAGGGCCUGUCUGUGGGACAGGUGAAGUUCUGUCAGGUGUACCACGACCACAUGCCAGCCAUCAGCAGAGGCGCCCAAAUGGGCAUCGUGGAGUGUCAGUACCAAUUUCGCUUUCGUCGGUGGAACUGUAGCACUGUAGACGAUUCGUCGGUCUUUGGACCCGUGUUAAACAUAGCCAGUCGGGAGGCGGCCUUCACGCACGCUGUCUCGGCUGCUGGAGUGGUGUACGCCAUCAGUCGCUCCUGCCGCGAGGGGGAGCUGCAGAGCUGUGGCUGCAGCAGGGCGCGGCGACCCAAGGACCUCAACCGGGACUGGAUCUGGGGAGGGUGUGGUGACAAUAUCGAGUACGGCUACCGCUUCGCCAAAGCUUUUGUGGAUGUACGCGAGAAGGAAAAGAACCAUCCGCGGCACUCCAGGUCCCUGGCCAGGAUGCUGAUGAACCUGCACAACAACGAAGCCGGGAGAAUCGCCGUGUACAACUACGCCAAAGUUGCCUGCAAGUGCCACGGAGUGUCCGGGUCCUGCAGCCUGAAGACCUGCUGGCAGCAACUCCCAACCUUCCGGGAGGUCGGAGACCGCUUGAAGGACCGCUACGACGGCGCCACGGAGACCAAGUUCAACAACCGGGGCACCAAACUCAAGCGCAAGAACCGGCGCUUCAACAAGCCCAACAAGGAGGACCUCAUCUACCUGGACGACUCUCCGGACUACUGCACCGCCAACCCAGAGACCGGCUCCCUAGGGACCGUGGGGCGAGAGUGCAACCGCAGCUCUCAAGGGAUGGACGGGUGCACCCUGAUGUGCUGUGGGCGGGGCUACAACACCUUCAAGCGGAAGCUGGUGGAGAGGUGUCACUGCAAGUUCUACUGGUGCUGCUAUGUCCGUUGUAAGACGUGCGAACGUGUGUUGGACGUACAGACGUGCAAGUAAAGAAAAAAAAAAUAAAGUGUGCCGAGGUGAGAACCGUCCUCGAUCAACACGGACAAAGGUGGAACAACGAGUCAGUCAGAGGUCAUUGCUGCCCGAUUUAAAGGGUGGGUUAAACUGAUGUGAGUCAGCAGGCGGAACUUUAUUCGUGCGCAUGCGCUUACUGGCUGUGCUCAACUUCCGGUCAUGUAACUUGGGCACGAACGCGACCAAACUGAAAGGCUGAAAUAACAACACUUGAAAGGAAAGAGAAAACGGGUUCUAAAACACACAAGUGGAAUCAUUCACCGCUUGAACAGAUGAUCGCCAUUGGUCACUCCUGUGGAAUGGCGGGUAAAAUUUGCCGUUCAAUUACCGCUUAAAUCGGAAACUGAAAAUGACCUUCCUUCGUCCAAGAUGCCUGUUCUUCUGAGUCCUUCAGAAAGGGACGGCACUCUACUGUAAAAACGUGUGAUUAUGUCGUCGAUGAUGGAUCAGCGUUGAGGACUUCCGUGCAUUUAGAUGAAAAGAUGGCGACUUUUAGGAAGUUUCCUCUGCCUCAUUCCCUCUUUCACAAACAUGUCACCCACCCACAGGCGUACGUACACACACACAGACCAGCAGCGCCCACCCCUGAAUCUCCCAAAACCUUUUUUUAUAAAUCAUGCGCCAUGGGAGGGGGAGGAAACCCACCCAGUCAUGUGAUUGUCUCGUGCCAAGACGUCCUGCUAUUGGACGAAGCAUUCUGACGUCUGCGUGUUCACUUCAGGAGGCUCAUGUCGGUUACUAGGAUGUGGACAAGAUGCAGAUGGCGCUUGCUGUUGUGCGAUGCGCAUGCGCACUCAAAAGGUGGAUGGUGCUUUCAGCUGUACGCCCAACUUGGACUAGCCAGUAGUGUCCCUUUGAGAUCACAAAAUAUUCUUGCGUCGGCAAGCACGAGAUUAUCUCCCUUUCUUCUCUCUCUCGUCCAUAGCACAUCACCGGACUUUUCUACUCGAAGUCACAAUUAUUUUUUUCUAGAAAUAAACUGCUACAGAUACAGUAAGGUGCUAGCCUUGUCGUGCAUUUCCUCCCUGUGUUGAAAGUCAUUAUAGUUACACGAGAAAAAAAAGACAGUCGUAAUCGUCAAAAUUUGUACACGAAUGACUGUCAAGAACAUCUAUGCGAAGAAAUAACGGAAAUUCUCUUUCCCAAAUAAUGGUUAAGCAUUCUUUGGUGCAAACUAUAUAGAAAGAGUUAAAAACGCACAGUAUUUUAUUUCAGUACUUUUUCAUCGAUUUCAUAGAGAUGCUGACUUUGAUUCUACCCCGAAUGACAAACCUCCUCAUGGGUUUUGGAAGCCUUUGCUUGGUUUGAACUAAUUAUGGCGGUAGCCUGAUAGUAGUCUGGACAAGGGUUAGCAGCUGAAACAUUCUGAAUCAUGUCCCCAUGGCUCAGCCUGGACAUUGAUAUUGAAAACAAUCACACCAUUUUCUUGAGGCUCACGAAAUAGGAGUCAAUGGAAACAAGAGUAGAGCUGGUGUUUCCCUUGUUCUGAUUCCUUUUCCCUUUUCCAAUUCAUAUUUUGGACGACACUAUUAAAAACUAAAACAAGUUUUCUAACUGAAAAUCUCACUGAAAAUCUGGCAGUCAAUGAACUGACUAAGUCAGGAAAAAUAAUGAAAGAAGAACUCUGUGGACAAGAAGCUUGAGGACCAAGACACCACACGACUGAUGAUUUCAACAGAAUGAACUAACUUUUUAUUUUCUCUUCACACUGAGAACCGUCGUUUGCUCUUGAUUGUUUCCUCGCGCUAUUUUUUUUUUUUUCAGAUAUGUGCUUUUUUGCAGAGGGCUCAAACAUUGACCUGAACAAGAGUUCACCACUUAUCUCGACCACAAACUGAUCAACACUCUAAUGGCGUCCUGCCUUGUUGUGAGACGCGCGAAGAGCAUUGGAGUGGAGAGACUGAACUGGAUAAUUAUCAAGGUGUUCAAAUCAUGUUACUGCAGAAUGAUUCACCUAUCGUGUACAUAUUUUCACGUAUAUUUAUGUAUAUUUACCUUAUAGACCUUUUACUACUCCGUACAACCGGGUUUUUGCAGUCAGUUAUGUUUGUUAUUUUAACAUGGCCCUUUACAAGUUUGUUGAGUUGGAUACUCAGUAGAUGUAUUAUUUAUUGACCACUCGUUGUACGUUGCAUCUAGUUAUCAAGGUCGAUGUGGAUUAGCUGUGGAUUCAACGUUUUACUCGACUGUUUUGCAUUGCUAACAGCCCUCACGAGACAUCGCAUUAUGACCUUUCUUGACCUGGUGGCGAUGUAUGCGUCCAAGGAGCUACUUACUGCUUUUGUUUUUUGUUCCUCACUGGCACCCUGGGUACAUAAUAUACGUCACUGACGUGCUUGUAAAUUUAUCGAUGGUGUCAUUGUUGUGGUUCAUGUGGUUGUGGUCAUUGAUGGUUGAUGGUUUUUUUUAAUUUUGUGCUUUUGAUUGUCUUACUUGCUUCCGUGUAACUUUCGUCGAGACAGUUUUAUUUGAAAUUAUUUCUCAGACUCUGAGCUUCAUCUAGCAUCUGUAUUUCUCUUUUUUAAAUUAAUUUGGAACAUAUUUGAAUUUGUUAACCGUUUAUUAUUUCAUUGAUUCUUUCAUCCAUUCAUUAGUUGUUGAAUUUAGUUUUAUUAAUGAAGAACAUUUUCCAAAUUUGACAACACAAAGUCCAGUUUUAGGAUGAAAAGCUCCGAAUGGGAGGUUAAAUAUUCGUUUUUUCAGGUAAAGAAAAUUAAUAUCUCGCACUAUGCUCUGUGUGAGUAUUUCCCAUACAAAGAAACGCUCAAGCAGCAUAAUGUUGGAGGAAAAUACUGAUGUACUCUGUAAUACGGUCAUCUUCUUACCUCGCCUUCAUUCACUCUCCCCGUUAGCUCGUCAACCCCGCUUUUCGUCUGUCCAUACCCUGACUUCUUCACUGUCUCUUGGUCAGUCACUCUUGCUGAUGACUUUGACGAUGAGUUUAACCAAUCAACACGUGGAAAAUGUUGCAUUUCUUUUCUUUUCUCUGGCGUGCACACACACACACACCUAAUGUUGUCGGACUACAUUCAGAAAAGGCGGUAAAAGACAUCUAAUGAAGAGAUCACUUAUUAAGUCUUUCAAAGUGGAUGGACAGCCUUUGUAUAAAAUACAAUUCCACUAUGGCCUGGGGAUUCAGUUCCUGGAAAACUGUUGCCUAAUCGGAAUCGUGAGAUAGAGAAGAGAGAUUCACUUGCAAAGAAAAAAACCAGUAAAUAAUAAUAAUCCUCGCGAGUAUUUAGAAGAGCACUUCUAGCUGCUGUUUCACAUGUGAUGUUUUUUUUAUUAUAAACCGAACUGGCAUUUACGAUUUUCGUCCUGGCACACUCCAUACAGUCUAAAUAUUAACUGCAAUGACUGCUGGUUCAGUGAGUCAUCAUAUAGCUAUUGCUAAAGAAGUUUUGAACUUUGAAUAAUGUAUGCCACCCUUUAUGUCACAAAGUUUCUCUCAUCAAAGCUUUGCAUAUGCCUGUUAGUGACGAGAAAGACUUAUGUGCAAAUUCUGAGAACAAGCAUUCAAAACACACACAAAGAAAGAAACCGAUCUUUGGAUUCCUAAAACGAACAAAAAUCAUAACUUAUCAGAUUGUGUGGAGCAGUGGGAGAAUUUAUGAAAACAUGAUUUGAAACAACAAAAUACGACUAGUGACAAGCAUAAGCGCCAUCAUGAAAUAUGUAACAGGCAAGUAGGAUCGAAAUGAAGGUGAUAGGACUGUUUGUGGCAAACAUGGAUGAAGGGGUAAAGUACCCGUAUAUAGGAACAAAGUCAAACAGGAGGGGACUGGGGAAGAGAGACUGGGUGUGUACAGCUCAGGACAAGGACUCCAGAUAGUCGAUGUCGGGUAAAGAUGAAGGAGGAGGAUGUGUGUGUGUGUGCAGAAGGAUGAUCUGAAUGAUCUGUCGACCAGAAAAUCGAACAACUGCUGACACGGUCAAAAACUGAUUGUUACUUGAGAGAAUAAUCAACGUUUAUUUACUAUUAAUAAGGUUUAAGAGUUAAGAAAGAAGGAUAAUGUAUAUACGUAGACAGAUGAUGGAUAUACUGGUAGACAAUUGCAGAAUCAGUUGCUUCGUUGGUUUUUAUUAUUAUUAUUAUUAUUAUUAUUAUUAUUAUUAUUAUUAUUAUUAUUAUUAUUGCUUUUCUUAAUUUUCGUCGUUUUGGUGUAAAAGCCGAUUUCGCUUUGAUAUUUAUGCAAAUGGAACAGACAUUGCAUUGUGUGUCUUAUAUUGACCUACGUGUGUGCGUACAUGCGUUUGUGUGUGUGUGGAUGUAGGUACGUGUGUGACGUUUUGUGACGUACAAGUCUCCCGAAGAUUCGCUAUGUAUGCACAGGGAUUAUAGUGCGCGGCCAUCGAACUUUUCACCAGGUUUCUGUGCCAUGUAUUUUUUUUUUCUCUUUCUUUAAAAUAGUGGUUCUGUGACGUCAGCGAGUAACGCACAGCAACGGGAAGUGCUGUCAUAUGACGUGGUAGUGCUGUCCGCAUCUGUCUCAGGAACUCGGGUGACCCGAGGAAUCAUCUAGAACACGUGUAAAUCCGUGGCACAACAGCAUAUUACACGAAGAAAGCUGCAUUUCUUUCCCCCCGGGUACAUAUAGAUAUGUCAAACUUUGCAGCAGAAUUGUCACUGGUUCAAAUUUUUUAAUGAUAAUUGUUAAUUAAUUUAUUGCCAGGAAUAACUGAUAUGAAUCAGAACACCUUCUCUCUCUCAAACACACACGCACGCACGCAGAGGUUUUCACACCACUAAAGAAUGUCUUCCGAGCAAGGUAGACAUGUUUAGACUUUGCACACCUCUUGUGUGUGCAACGACAUUAGUGCACAAACUUUUUGAACAAAGUAAACGGUUCAUCUGUGUAAAGAUGUGUUGGUGAGUGUGUUGGUGAGCACCACUCACUGCUCACCACUCUCGUUAAUGUAAUGUAAUUACAGUUACCUGACACAUGUUUUUAAUUUUUGACCUCGUUGAUAUUUUUUGUUACAUGGUUAUUGUCCAUAGCUGUUGAUCUUGACGAUUUGUGUACAGUUACUUUACGUAAAAUACUAGCCACAGUUCACCAUCACCUGUAGCCACUACAGCAGCGUUGACAAUGGUCAGUCAUUCAUUAUUGCUUCGGUAUUUUAUGAAGGGAACACGUGUCUGGGUCAGGUGAUGAUUAGUCUGCCGUGGUCUUUCUGUAUUUUUUCUGGCGUGCACUCUUGUUAGGUUGCAUAUAUUUUAUUAUUUUUGCUUUUCUUCUAUAUCUCUAUUUCAAGCUCAUAGUCUUAAUUAAGUUUCGUCGAUAACAACUGUUUACGAAAAUAAAACAGGAGAAAGCAGAAAACCUACUUUUGUACCCACCCACCCGUCCAUGCACACACAUCCCUAUCAUCAAUUGUAUGUUGAGUUUGAGUACAAUCACUUUUUAUCAGACAAGUGCAGUGGUGGGAACAGGAGUGACGAUGUAAGGGAGGUAACUGCAUUCGGAUUUUUAACUCCCUUAGGUUAUCGCUGUCUUCGGUGAUUAUAGUGAAAAGGGGAAACCUUUGUUAAGAAACUUUACGAUGUUGUUUUUAUUGCAGUUAAUAUUCAAAGUAUUAUUCAGGUAGAAUUUAAUUUAUGUUACGAAAUAUUACGGUGUCAAAAACCUACCUUAUUGUCAAUGUAGAGAAUUUUUUUCUUAAACAGAGAUAAUCGCUAAGCUAUACCAUAAUCACCUUCAGUUAGAUAUGACUGUAUAUUAACUGAGACUUCACGUCUGCUAGUUAGGGGCGCCUGAUAUCGUAGUGGUUAAAACAUUCGCUUGUCACCUUUGCAGUGAGCGGCUCAGGGUUCAGAUCUCGUCUUGGGGCACUCUCUGUGACACCUGUUUGCAGGGAUGGGCGUCGGGGGUUUCUCGAGGUACUCCGGUUUCCUCCUUCUACCCUCAUAGUUCGAAAUUGCCGAGGGUGGAAGCACUUUCCUACUAAAUCAACCAACCAACCACUGCUAAGACAUAAAACUUAAGUUGCGGUGUCUGUGGCGGUCACACGACAGCGAAAUGGCACCGACUUUGCUCAUUAUCAUAAUAAACUGCAUUUAAAGUUCCCUUAGUCUAGAAGUUUCCUUGUUACCUUCGCAUUCUCCUUGCAGCGCUUCUGGACAUAUCGGCAUUGCCAUAUGCUGUCGUCCAGUGGAAAUGCUGUUUUCUGUUGAUUCGACUUUGAUUCACUUGACUUUUAUGCAAUUUUUCUUUUAUCCCCCAUUGUUGACCUGAAGUUAGGAAUUACGCUAACCUCUUUACUUGCAUUGACAUCUAAUUUGUUAGAGAUUUUUUUUAAAAUUAUUUAUAGCUUGCUUCUCACCUGUAACUAAAAAAUUCGAUGCAUUAUUCUAGUUUUAAAAUUCUAGUUUGAAAAAAAGUUUCCUUCUGUAAAAUUUCGGGAAAGAAAGAAAAUUCAAAAACCCAAAUUUCAUUAGUUUGACUCGACUAAAUCUGAGAUUAUAAAACCACUCAAAAAUUGUUUUCUUAUUUUUUGAAACAAAAGCCAUAGAGAUAGGUGUCCAAAUGGCUGUUAUAACUUGCAGUGGUUGGAGAAUUUGUCUGAAGCAUCCGCGGUCGGGGUGUCCCACGUGUCGAGAACGUGAGUGACGUCAUACAAACGAAUCCUUUUGUAAGGUGCUGACUUGCCCUUUGUGUACCAGUGUCGAUAUGCCUGUAAUAUGAUGAGCAGCUUGUGGUCACUUGUGAAACAGGGUGAUUCAGGGUACGAAUACAUUUGUACAGAAAUAAAACAGAACAUUAGAUGCGGUCAA